CAUUGCGAGACUUGAAGAGAUUGUCGGGGACCUGAAAGAACGCAACCGCGCCUGCUUGAGUGAACUCAGUGAAGUGAAGAAAGCUAACCAGGUGCUGUUGGAUGAACAGGCGGCCACAAUGCUGACUGUGCAGUCAGUGGAGUCUAAAAACCGGGUUCUGGAAGAGAAUAAUGCAAAACUCAUGCGCCAAAUUAGAAUUCUCCAGCAGCAAGUUGAGGAGUUAAAGAACUUUGAAUCUGACGUGAAGUUCCGUCUUCAACGCGAAGCCGUUCAGAAGGGUCUUUUGGAUGCAGCAACCGCCCAAGUCAGUAUUGAAGGACAAACCACUGAAAACCCUGAAAAGUUUUCUACGGUGCCCACUAAGGCCCAAGCUAAAGCGGAUUUGACGGAGGACGUGAAUAGCGUCCGAUUCAACCCCUCCGGUUCGCUCUUCGCUAGCGGUGGACUGGAUCGCAAGGUCUCUAUAUGGAAGGAGACCAUGGUCUUGGGAGCCUCCAGCGAUUUCGCCUGUCGAGUUUGGACGCUGUCAGAUAAUCGUCUGAAGAUAAACCUCACCGGCCAUUCGGAACGCGUUCUCGCGGCAAGAUUUAUGGGCGAUUCCAACCGGCUGUGGGAUCUUGACAAACGCCAGUGCACACGGACUCUGACUCCUCUUUCAGCCAUUCACGAUGUCGUCGCCUGUUGCUCCCUUCAGUCCGUCAUCAGCGGUCAUUUCGACAAAAAGGUGCGCAUCUGGGAUCAACGCUCCGGUAACAUGACCAACGAGGUCUCCCUCUCCGGCCGCAUAACCGGUCUUGACCUCUCCUGCGUUGAGCUGCGCCAAAACGAGGUGGUGCGCUCUUUCCAGGCCGACGGUUUCCAUAUCAAUUCCGACUUUGUACGACCCUGCUUCUCCCCGGAUGGACAGUAUGUUGCCUGUGGCAGUCUGGACGGGGGCGUCUAUAUCUGGAAUGCAAUGUCGGGCGCCCUGGAACAUGUCCUACGCGGUCAUGAGUAUGUUUCUAGUUUCGCAUGUCCUUCGCUCUCUCCGUUGUUUCCUUGGCUUCAGUGUUUUAUUAUUAUUCGUGAUUGCACCUUCUUUUUGCAUCCCCAUGCAAACUCUACGAGAGAUUAUCGGUUAACAAAAUGGCUUUUCCGACAACCCAGGAGAGCCCUACAAGGCAGGAGUAGUUUCGGACGGUUUGAUCUGAAGUCUUUUCUGCCGUUCUGUUGA
This is a messenger RNA of Dibothriocephalus latus, 1213 nucleotides long. Lineage: Eukaryota; Metazoa; Platyhelminthes; Cestoda; Diphyllobothriidea; Diphyllobothriidae. The record is from the annotation of a GenBank genome assembly.